This is a messenger RNA of Gopherus evgoodei (Goodes thornscrub tortoise), 3410 nucleotides long. It is a transcript of the gene SMAD7, whose product is annotated as SMAD family member 7. Gene Ontology annotation, biological process: anatomical structure morphogenesis; BMP signaling pathway; transforming growth factor beta receptor signaling pathway. The record is from RefSeq and is a predicted model, not a curated record. Gene Ontology annotation, molecular function: I-SMAD binding; transcription regulator inhibitor activity. Gene Ontology annotation, cellular component: heteromeric SMAD protein complex. NCBI's taxonomy places the organism in Eukaryota, Metazoa, Chordata, Testudines, Testudinidae. The transcript is spliced from 4 exons. The coding region runs from base 731 to 1897 and encodes 388 amino acids.
UCAAACGUCCAAAUUUUAGGGUUUUUUUUAAAUGCUACGUUAUUUUGGCUCUUUUAAAAAAAAUCUUCCCUAUGUUAUAGAAAUUCCUUUUUUCCCAAUCCCCCCCAAACCCUUUUUUGAUGGAAUCUGUGGAUAUGUUAUUACUAAGGAAAUAGUUUUUGGUGUUUUUUAAAAAUCUUGUGCCUUCGUUUUGCAACAAAAAAAAUUGGGGGGUGGGGAAGACCUUUAUUAUUUCUUUUUCUUUUUUAUUUAAAACAGUCAUCCUCGACUGAAACCAAAUGUGAUCUAAAGGUUUUGCAAUUGCUUUGACAGACCGGCAACGCGAGAAGAUCUGUUAUUCCCUUAUCUGUUUUUGGGGCAUGUUUUCUGCAAUUCUUCUGUUACACUGAACAUUGAUUCCCCCUUCUCCCCCAUGUCUUUCAGUUAUAUUUUUCCCUGUUCCUAUAUAGAGGUGGAAAAUUCUAAAUAUAAAUUGUAAGAUUUUCAGUGGAUUUUUUGAAGGAUUUAAGAGAGACAGAGGAAACCCCCCCAACCCUUUAAGAGACUGGCAUAUGUUACAGAUUGCUUUGGCUCUUCCACCACCACCACCGCCGCCACCAACCCUCCUCCCCACUGCAUCCCUAUCAUUUCAGGCUGCUUGUGUUUGCUGCCUGGACACGGAUCCCGGAUUCUUCAUGAUUUGCGGACGACAUGCUCGUUUUUUAGCCGGGAAACCUUCUUCUCGUCCCGCAUGUUCAGGACCAAACGAUCGGUGCUCGUCCGGCGACUCUGGAGGAGCCGUGCGCCCGGCGGCGGGGAGGAAGAGGAAGGUGAGCCCGGUGAAACAGCAGCGGACAGCCGGGCGCAUGGCGCUGGAGGCGGCCGGGGCUGCUGCAUGGGCAAGUCGGGGAAAAUCAGCAAGGCUCACCUCGGCUCGGAGGCGGAAUUGAAAGCGCUGACCCACGCGGUCCUGAAGAGGCUGAAGGAGAAACAACUGGAGGUGCUCUUGCAAGCGGUGGAGUCCAGAGGGGGCGCGCGGACCUCCUGCCUCCUCCUGCCCGGCAAGGUGGACUCCAAGCUGGGUCAGCAUUGGUACUCUCUCCCUUUGCUGCUGUGUAAAGUAUUCAGGUGGCCAGAUCUCAGGCAUUGCUCGGAAGUGAAGCGGUUAUGUUGCUGUGAAUCUUAUGGAAAAACUCACCCGGAGCUGGUCUGCUGCAAUCCCCACCACCUCAGCAGGCUCUGUGAACUAGAGUCUCCCCCUCCACCCUACUCCAGAUAUCCAAUGGAUUUUCUCAAACCAACUGCAGAUUGUCCAGACUCUGUGCCUUCCUCCACUGAAACAGGGGGAACUAAUUGUCUAGCCCCUGGGGGGCUUUCAGAUUCCCAAGUUCUUCAGGGGCCAGGGGAUCGGUCACACUGGUGCGUGGUGGCAUACUGGGAAGAGAAAACGCGUGUGGGCCGGCUAUAUUCUGUCCAAGAGCCCUCCCUGGAUAUCUUCUAUGAUCUACCUCAGGGGAACGGCUUCUGUCUUGGACAGCUCAAUUCAGACAACAAAAGCCAGCUGGUGCAGAAAGUCCGCAGCAAAAUUGGCUAUGGCAUCCAGCUGACUAAGGAAGUGGACGGCGUGUGGGUAUACAACCGCAGUAGUUACCCUAUCUUUAUCAAGUCGGCCACACUGGACAACCCCGACUCCAGGACGUUGCUGGUUCACAAAGUUUUCCCAGGAUUUUCCAUCAAGGCUUUUGACUAUGAGAAGGCGUACAGCUUACAGAGGCCUAACGACCAUGAGUUCAUGCAGCAGCCAUGGACCGGAUUUACUGUUCAGAUCAGCUUUGUGAAAGGCUGGGGCCAGUGCUACACAAGACAGUUUAUCAGCAGUUGCCCAUGCUGGUUGGAGGUUAUUUUUAAUAACCGAUGACUUGAGACAGAGUGGACUCAUGACAUUAUAACUACUUUGCUGCUAAUAUUUCCUUCUGAGUGCUUGCUUUUCAUGCAAACUUUUUUGUUUGUUUGUUUUGUGUUUUGUGUUUUUUUUCCCCCUCGUCUGUUUUGAGAAAUAGCUUAUGGAAAGAUUUUUGCCUUGGUAUUUUGAUAAAUAUAUAUUUUUUUUAAUGUGUGAAUGACCAAUAACUCAGAAGGGGGAGGAGAAGAUGUCAGAGGGGAUUACAUAAAAUAAUCAUUUAAUGCCUCUGAAAUUAUUACCCUAAGCGAUUGGUGGAAUUCAGUCACACGCUGUUUGUUACAGCUCCUGCAUAAAAAGGGUUUGUACGUAUGUUUUUGACACAUCAGAGGUCUUCUGCUGCCAGACGUCUCGUCGUCCCCCUUGUCCUGCGGCGUGCGUGCACACACAGGGCCAUCUUGCUGCAGCUUCUGCCUAGAGCAGUGGCACAUGCCCGCUGCUACUUGUUGAAGCUCAGCACCUUCACUCCUGUGAUAGGAAGCCAAGUUCCCCCUCAGUGGCGACCACCCUGCAUUGUCCCUGACGCAGAAUAAAUGUAUGUGCCGGUGCACCCAGGAGGCAUCAGGAGCCAACGCAGCAAAGUAUCAUUCAGUCCUUGCUCCUCUUUUUUUUUUUCCCUUCUUCUUUCAUGUAUGCUUGUUGCUUUAUUUAAAGAUCACGUCUUGUCACUGUUAUGCCAACAGUCCAUGGUGGCAGCAUGGGUUUUGGAAGACGCAUGCCCACACUUUGAGUGCUUUUAUUGUUUUAUUGAUACUAUGAGGAAAAAAACCAUGCAUGGCCCAUGCUUUUCAAUUUGAGCUGAGAUGCAACCUUGAUGAGAAAACAUAAGCCUACAAAAAGAAAGCAAACAAACAACAACAAAAUGGGGGUGGGGGGGGGUGGGGAAUAUAUUCAUGAUCUUUGGUCCAUCAUAACCUGCUGUGAUCAGGUUAGAGCGGUACCAGUUGUAUCUAGAAAUGCAGUCGCUCUUUCAUUUCUUCUUGAAUUCAUACACUAGUAUGAUACUUUUACACUGUUCUUAGCUCAAUGAGCAUGUUUAGACCUUAACAUAAGCUAUUUUUCUAAAUAUAAAGGUUUAAAUGAACAAGAGAAGCAUUCUCAUUGGAACUUUAGCAUUGUAGUGCUUUGGAAAUAAAACAAAAGAAAAUUGAAAAAAAAAAGGACUCCUUAAAAAAAAACCUUGAGAUUUAUUAAAGAAAAAAAUGUAUUUUAUGUUAUAUAUAAAUAUAUUAUUACUUGUAAAUAUAAAGACGUUUUAUAAGCAUCAUUAUUUAUGUAUUGUGCAAUGUGUAUAAACGAGAAAAAUAAGAAAGAUGCACUUUGCUUUAAUAUAAAUGCAAAUAACAAAUGCCAAAUUAAAAAACAAAACAAAACACGAGAUUGGUGUUUUUUCUAUGGGUGUUAUCAUCCAGAUGAAUGUUUUUUCUAAAGGAGUUUAUGUUCCAUUAAAAAAUAAAAAUGUACACCUGAG